This is a messenger RNA of Clavispora lusitaniae ATCC 42720, 1383 nucleotides long. RefSeq names its product putative protein kinase. Gene Ontology annotation, molecular function: protein serine/threonine kinase activity; ATP binding. NCBI's taxonomy places the organism in Eukaryota, Fungi, Ascomycota, Pichiomycetes, Serinales, Metschnikowiaceae. Gene Ontology annotation, biological process: protein phosphorylation. The record is from RefSeq and is a predicted model, not a curated record.
AUGGCUGAUAUUUUUGCAAUGGACGACUAUGAGGCUCCUUCCUCUGUAAGGGAGUUGAACUAUCGACUUCUUGAAGAAGAGGCCAAUCCUCCUAGUCCGGAUUUUCCACCACCGGGUGUAAUUGUGGACGAAGCUCUACUAGUUGACGAAAAUUACAGCUCCGAUAGUGAUACGGUGGCGGACCUUUUACCAAUUCCGCUUCCCAUUAAGUCCAGGAAAAUGUCCAGCACCUCGAAAUACUCUUCGUCCUACGAGAUUGAUAUCAAUGAAUCUUUUGUGUCCUCGUCAUUACAAAAAGAAUGUUCUAUUGACUACAAACCUCGACUCGAUGAUUUUGAGCCUCUUAAAGUCUUGGGCCAGGGAUCUUACGGAAAAGUUAUUCUUGUACGUGAAAAGGCGACGGGAAAGUUGUUUGCUCAAAAGCAGUUGAAAAAGGCAUCUUUGAUUAUUAAUGACACCAACGAAAUUCACAGCAAAAACUAUCAACGCACUCUCAACGAAAAGACCAUACUAGAAAAAGUGAAUCACCCAAAUAUCGUCAAAUUAUACUACGCCUUCCAAGACCACAAUAAGGUUUACUUGAUUCUCGAGUACUUGGAUGGUGGGGAACUUUUCCAUCAUCUCGAUCAGCAGAAAUUUAUGAGUGAAAAGGAUGCUGCCUACUAUAUUGCACAAAUUGUUUUGGCUUUGAGGUAUCUCCAUUUGGACAUGAAAGUCAUUUAUCGUGACUUGAAACCAGAAAAUUGCAUGCUAAAUUCAGAGGGAAAUCUUGUCCUCACUGAUUUUGGAUUGUCGAAAGUGUCGUCUGAUGACGGUGCUAAACAUUCCAUGAUCGGAACAGCGCAGUAUAUGGCACCGGAAAUCAUCAAAGGAGAAGAUUACGACUAUUCGGUCGACUGGUGGUCAUUGGGUUGUGUUGCAUUUGACAUGUUGACAGGUGCUCCCCCUUUUACAGGCCAUACCAACGAAAGAAUUAUGGAUAAAAUUGUGCAUUCCAAAAAGCAUCUCAAGUUUCCUUUCUACCUCUCGUUGGAUGCAAAAGACUUGUUAAGAAAACUCUUACAGCCCAAUCCUGAGAAAAGAUUCAAUAUCGACGAGGAAUUCGAUAAGCUAAAAAGUCACCGUUUUUUUCGGCAUUUGGAUUGGCAAAGCCUCAUGGGUCCUGUCAGUGAAGAUUACCUACCACCUAUUCUUCCUGUUAUUACUGAUCCUAUUUUGGCUGAAAAUUUUGAUGAAGAAUUUACAAGCAUGCCAUUUACACCACCAUCAUCCUCUGCAUUAAAUCCAAGCAGCAAAAGUCCAGGUGACAUAUUGCAUGUUAAUGGGUUCACGUUCACCAACGAGAGUUAUUUGAUCAAUAUCUACAAAAAUGGUGCACAUUGA